Molecule: messenger RNA, 750 nt
Organism: Caenorhabditis angaria
Lineage: Eukaryota; Metazoa; Nematoda; Chromadorea; Rhabditida; Rhabditidae
Source: the annotation of a GenBank genome assembly
AUGUGGAUCACACUCCUGAUUUUUUGUUGUCUCUCAGUUCCCGAUGUCAAUGGAUUUGACGAUUUCGCUGAAUUGAUUUAUCUGAACUAUUCUGCCGCAAAAGAGGCUAAAAGAAUUGUUGACAAAUUGAUAGAAGUUUCCCGACUUCCUGAACCAAUGAAAAAUCCAUUUCUGGAACACGUGAAAUAUUAUCCUUGUGAUAGUUUUAAAAAUCUUAUCGAUUUGCUAAGCCACACUUCUUCGUCUCUAGUUAGUCAAGCCGCGUAUGUUAACGGAAAUCUGGAAUUUAUCAUGCAAUCUAUCGAGUGCUAUGUGCAUUUCAAAACUGCUGGCGAGCCUGGCAAUGAGCAUGUCUCGUCUAUAAUUGGCCUAGAUUACGAGACACCAAAAACUAUCCCCAAGUUACAUAGAGCAACAAUCGAUAGGAUUUAUCCGUUGCUCAAAUAUUCAGCUAAAUAUCGGGAGAAUUUCCAAAUGGAAACGUGUGACAAUCGAACUUUAGGCCGGAGUGGAUUUUUUCUAGAAUUCAUGGAUUAUGCAAGAGAUAUGAAAGUGAUGGAAGCUUUCCAAGUUGAUCGAUCUUAUGAGAGAACUGUUUUUCUGUUUUUUUCGAAAUCUUUUAAAAGACACGGGUUUUUGGCAAAGGUCGAGAUGACUGUUAAAGGAUACUAUCAUCAAUUUUUGCUUUCUCUGGAUAGUGGUUAUCAUUUUGUUAAUGGGAAACAGUGGUUGUGUGUUAAGCGGACAUGA